Molecule: messenger RNA, 2401 nt
Organism: Anopheles coluzzii
Lineage: Eukaryota; Metazoa; Arthropoda; Insecta; Diptera; Culicidae
Exons: 5
Coding region: 44-1846 (600 amino acids)
Biological process (GO): long-chain fatty acid metabolic process; fatty-acyl-CoA biosynthetic process
Cellular component (GO): mitochondrion
Molecular function (GO): long-chain fatty acid-CoA ligase activity
Source: RefSeq, a predicted model, not a curated record
AUCUUUUCCGCAGUUUUUUUUUUUUUCAAAAGAAGCCAACAAAAUGAUGCGCUCCUUUGGACCGUUGGCCGCCCGGCUUAUUGGGCAUGGGCAGGGGCUCCCCGCGCCGGUCGGCCGGCACCAGCGCUACUGGAGCCAGCGGUGCGUACGGCUGCUCAGCACCAAGCGGCAGGUGAAGUAUCUCGAGGACACCAUCUUCCCGCCGGAGAACGGCCUGGAGCAGAACUCGCUGUACGACAACAACAUCCCGGUGCCGCACGUUACCCUCGACCACUACCUGUGGGACCAGUUCAGCCAGUGGGCCAACAAGACGGCAGUGGUUUGCGGUAUUACUGGGCGCAACUACACCUACGGCACGCUGCGCGAUCACUGUGCGGCACUGGCGAUCCGAUUGCAGCGGAAGUUGCACCUAAACUUCGGCCAAACGCUCGCCGUGUGUCUGCCCAACAUUCCAGAGUUCCCACUCGUCACGUUCGGUGGUAUUGAGGCCGGACUGGUGGUGACGACGAUUAACCCGAUCUACACGGCAGAAGAAAUUUCCCGCCAGCUGGUGGACAGCGACGCCAAGGUGCUGAUCGGACUGGCAUCCAACUAUGCAGUAUUAAGGGAGGCGGCACAGCAGGCCAAGCGCGACAUACCGAUCGUCUGCAUCCGGUGCACCAACGACGAAAGCCUGCCGGCCGGUGCGAUCGACUUUGCCGAGCUUUCCAACCCGAAAGGCAUUCACUACAGCGAGCUGCGGCAGCACGAUCGCACCGCGGACGAUAUCGUCUUCCUGCCCUACUCGUCCGGCACGACCGGCAUGCCGAAGGGGGUCGAGCUGACGCACCUGAACAUUGUCUCCAACAGUGAGAUGCUGGCGGUAAAGGCAGGCAACGGCACGGUGGUGCUGCCCACCACCGACACCUUCCAGGACGUGCUGCCGUGCGUGCUGCCCUUCUUCCACAUCUACGGCCUCACGGUGACGAUGAUCUCGAAGCUGCGGCAGGGCUGCAAGCUGGUCACGCUGCCCAACUUCAAACCCGACACGUUCCUGAACGCGCUCGCCGAACACAAGGGCACGGUGCUGCAUCUCGUCCCACCGAUAAUUAUCUUCCUCGGCCAUCACGACGGCGUCAAGCCACGGCACACCGACUCCAUCCGGAACGUGUUCUCGGGCGCGGCGCCGAUGGGAACGCCCGACGCCGAACGCUUUACCGCACGCGCCCCGAACGCCGAGUUCAUCCAGGGGUACGGGCUGACGGAAACGGCACCGGUGGUGCUGAUGGGUGCGCUUGGCUCGCGUAACUACGCCUCCGUUGGAUCGCCCUGUCCCCGCACGCAGGCGAAAAUUGUCGACCUGAACGAUCCCACCAACACGGCCCUGGGGCCGAACCAGUCCGGCGAGCUGCUCGUCCGGGGGCCGCAGGUCAUGAAGGGCUACCACAACAACCGCAAGGCGACGGACGAGAUGAUCAUCGAGGGCGGGUGGUUGCGCACGGGCGACAUCGCGCACUACGACGAGCAGCUGCAGUUCUACAUCACCGACCGGCUGAAGGAGCUGAUCAAGGUGAAGGGCUUCCAGGUGCCGCCGGCCGAGCUGGAGGAGCUGCUGCGGUCGCACGAAGCGGUGGCCGAUGCCGCGGUCGUCGGCAUGCCGCACCCGGUGGCGGGCGAGGUGCCGCGAGCCUUCGUCGUACCGAAGGCGGGCGCGCGCGUCUCCGAGGACGCACUGAAGGCGUUCAUCGCGGAGAAGGUGGCCGUGUACAAGCGGCUCGAGGGUGGCGUCACCUUUCUGGACAGUAUUCCGAAGAACGCGUCGGGCAAGAUCCUGCGGCGGCAGCUUAAGCUCGAGCACUGCUCGUAGAGGGGAGAACCAUUGGGGAGGGAAAGGCUCCCGCAUCACACGAUAUUACCCUUGCGCUAGGUUGAAGGGUUCCACUACUUGUAAAAUCUCAUCUUCCUCUAGGUUUUGUUUGUUUUUGUUUUUGGGCAGGGCAAUGUGAGGCGAGGUAUAGGAAAGGAGCGAGAGAGCGAGAGCGAAAGGAGAUUAGUGUAGGCACGUGUGCUGUUUGUUUUUUAAUUAAGCUGACCAUUCUCGAGCACAGACUGUAUUAGCGCGACCCCCCUUUGGGAAAAUGGUCGCCAACGACCGUACUGUGUGUGAAGGGCUCGGUUUUAGCGCGGCUCAUCCCCCAUUUUGUGGGGCGGCUUAGUGGUGGUUUUCUGUGGUACUGUAUGUUAUGUUUUUGUUUUUAAUAGGAGGACGUGUUACUUUAGCUUUAGCCCGCCCUUUCCGCCUUUCUCCUCGAGCCCAGUGAGCACAAAGCAUUAAGUACAUGUUAAAACGUAAGCGUAAAAAUAGACCAUUUUGUAUCCUUAAAAAGUGUAACCUGUCUAUAUAAAUGCUCAGUGCUGCAAA